AUGAUUCUUCAUCAACUCACCGUCGACCUGGCCAGCUACCUCCUCAAGUGGAUCGCUUCAAGCACGAUGAGCGUCAACACCACCACGCCCUUCCCUGGCGUGUUCACGACCAGCGUCACCCCUGCCCACCUGCCUUGGGAUACCUACAACUACUGCAACGCACCCCACGUCAACGCGGCGCACUACACCCGUCCGGACCUAGCACGCGAUGCCAAGCUUGUCUUUGUCAAUGUCGUCCAGCGUCAUCACAAGCGCACACCGGACAACCUCUAUCCGAACGAGAACAUCUUCAACCCAGCCGCCGGUUGGGACUGCUCCAACUACCAACAGAUCUCGUACGGCGUCGGAGCCAAGUCCGAUUCCAAUCUUCAGGGUCAUGGCAUCUACCGUGUGAUCGAGAACCCUCCUUGGCAUCCUCUCAACAGCAUCAUCUGGAACGGGACCUGCGAUCAAGGCAUGCUCACAGCCGAUGGACUGCGAGACAGCAUCCAGCACGGACGUGAUUUCUGGUCCGUCUACGGUCCCUUCGGCAAGAAUGCCCUCUUGCGACAAGGUAUCAACGAGCGAGAUGUCUACUUCCGCACGAGCAACAGCGACAGAACCUACCAGGUGUCUGGUGGACUCAUCGAGGGGAUGGACGGUUGGACCAGCCCCGGAAACUUCCCCGUCCACACCCAGCCGAGCAACAUGGACGACAUUGUACCCAACUACAGCUGCAACUACGCCAACGGCUUCCGAAACGCCGAGCAGAGCCAAGCUGCAUGGACGGACCAUCUCAACUCCAAGUCGAAGCUGUUUGCCGAUCUCAACAAUGUCGUAGGUACAGCCGGUCAGAGCGGCUGGAACAGCUGGAUCGACCACCACUUCGACGCGAUGGCUUCUCGACAGUGUCACGGUCACGCUCUCCCCUCCAACCCAACCACGGGAGCCAGCAUCUCUCAAGACCACGCCAAUCAGGCGUACAACGAGGGUCACUGGGAGUACGACUACAUCUGGAACUCUGGCUCCGGCGCCGACGACUACGUCAGGUACGGCUUCGGGGUCUUCAUGCAGGAACUCUCCCGAAACCUGAAGCAAUUUGCAAGCGGCGAGGACAAGCACAAGUUGAAGUACUACGUCGGACACGAUGGAACCAUGGUGAGGCUGUACAAGUCGUUGGGACUGGCUGGACAGUUCAAGUGGCCCGCGAUGGGUAGCGAGGUGGUGAUCGAGGUGUACGAGCUCAAGGGACAGCAUUUCGUGAGAUUCCUGAAGGACGGAAGCACGAUGCAGACGGUGAUCAAGGAUCUGGCUUCCGACGGCAAGGGGAAUGCAGAGUGGAUCCCGCUGGACCAGGUGACAAAGUACUUCGAUUCGAGGGUCCCCAACGACAUCUACAGCAAGUGCGUACUCGGCAAGUGA
Messenger RNA from Pseudozyma hubeiensis SY62, 1401 nucleotides. RefSeq lists its product as hypothetical. Gene Ontology annotation, biological process: dephosphorylation. Gene Ontology annotation, molecular function: phosphatase activity. The transcript has a single exon. NCBI's taxonomy places the organism in Eukaryota, Fungi, Basidiomycota, Ustilaginomycetes, Ustilaginales, Ustilaginaceae. Bases 1 to 1401 code for a protein of 466 amino acids. The record is from RefSeq and is a predicted model, not a curated record.